Messenger RNA from Mytilus californianus (California mussel), 1766 nucleotides. RefSeq lists its product as uncharacterized. The transcript has 15 exons. The record is from RefSeq and is a predicted model, not a curated record. Bases 54 to 1592 code for a protein of 512 amino acids. NCBI's taxonomy places the organism in Eukaryota, Metazoa, Mollusca, Bivalvia, Mytilida, Mytilidae.
ACAGAGCUCUGUGUCGUACACUUUAAUUCCGAACACGACAAAGAAUAAAAGUUAUGAUUGCAGGUUUAAUAUUGCUUACUUUCUUGAGCAGUGUUAAUUCUCAGUCAUGUACAUACGACGAAUUGACAUUGGCUGACGGUGAUACACAUACAGACAAAUCAGCAUGUAAAGAAAUCACCUGUUCAGACGGAAAAGCGUCGGAAAAAUUCAUAGGGUGUUUAAUUGAAGGCACAUGUUUACAGUUUGGCGAAUAUAGAGAUGAUAUUGAGACAUGCAAGAAAACAACAUGUCAACAGAAAGGAAACGGAUAUACAUUUAAUACAACAUUAUACGGCUGUACAGACAAGAACAAUGUGUGUCAUCCAGGCGGAACAACGUGGGAAUGGAAUGCCUGUUUUACUAUAGGUUGUAGAGUCACGAGCGAACACACGGCAGAGGAAUAUCUAGUCAAAGCAGGUUGCCUCUACAAUGGAAAUUGUAUAGAUAUUGGUCAACCGUUUAAGAGCAGCAAGUCGGAGUGUCUCACUUAUGAAUGCACGGAGACAAACAAUACAUAUGGAUUAAAAUUAGUUGACGAAAAAUGUCAAAUCAACGGAACCUGUUAUGAGGUUGGAAAAGAAUUUGAAGUUGAUUGUUUCAAGUAUAAGUGCUUAAAAGUCGAUGGUAACCACACGGCAGAACUUUUAGAUGCAGGUUGCAAUAUCAAUGGUCAAUGUAAGCCAUCUGGUCAAACAUGGACAGAGGAGUGUACAAAAUAUACAUGUGAUAAAGGAACCAUGGACGUGUUGGAACAGAAAUGCCAAAACGGGGAUACAUGUUACGCUGAAGGAGAGACUUGGACAGAGGGUGACUAUAGGUACACAUGUUCUAUAAAUGAAACACAUUCUAAAAUUUCUGGAGUGAAAGUGUCUUCUCCAUCGACAACAGGAGGAUGUAAACAUAACGGUAUAGACAGGAAGGUCGGUGAAAUAUGGAAAGAAAACUGCAUUACAAUGACGUGUAACCAAAACCACAGUAUGACAUUACCAGAAGGGUGUCAAGAUCAGAGUGAGAGCUGUAUGCCUGUCGGUCAAACGAAAUAUUCAGUUGCAUUAACAGACAUCAAGUGUAAUUAUCAAAAGGACGGAAAAGACGAAUGUGUUGACGAUGGUUGGAAAACAAAGGAAGGAUGUGCCAUCAAAACAUGUAAAGUGGAUAAAGAUACCAACAGCUGGAAAUUUGAGUCGAGUUUGCAAUGUCGUUGGAAAGGUGAUGAAUGUGUACCAGAAGGAGAAAUUAGGCUGGUUAAAUCAUGUAUGCAAUAUCAAUGUGAAAUCUUUAAGAAAAAUGGGAAGGACACUUCACAGAUGAAGAAAAAAGGAAAAAUAGGCUGUAGUAUAAAAGGUGGUGAACUGUUAAAGAUCGAUAAUGUGGAGAACAAAAAACUUGAUUACUGCGUUGGAGAUGGAAGCUAUUUUACAAUUCGCAAAAAGAAGAAAUGCAAGGUUUUUAAGUGCAAUUUAAAAGGAAACAACAAAUGGCAAAAAGAAAAAUUGAAAAAUAAUGAGGUUUCGGAUCUUCAGACUUUGAUAAAUGGGGACAUUAAUUGCUAGUGUUUUUGUAAUGAAUCGUCAACACUUAAACUUGAUUAAUGAAAAAAAAUUUAUCAGAAUAUUGAAUAUUUUAAAUAAUCAUAUAGCAGGGAGAGGCAAUACAUGUAGUUUUUUUUAACCUUUAGUCUCUCUUUGUUUAUCUAGGAUUUUAGUUCACUAUAACUUAGAGACUCU